Misgurnus anguillicaudatus (oriental weatherfish) is the source of this 2427-nucleotide messenger RNA. The record is from RefSeq and is a predicted model, not a curated record. NCBI's taxonomy places the organism in Eukaryota, Metazoa, Chordata, Actinopteri, Cypriniformes, Cobitidae.
CCGUCAAACAGGGCAGGCCUUACAGGAUUUGGAUCCUGACAUCUGAUCAGAUGUUGGAGGAUGUGGGCACAGAGGAGGAGUUGGAGGAUGAGGGCUUCGGAGAUAUCAGUUUGGACCUCAACCUGGAUCCCACUAUUGAGGCGCUGGACCUGUCCUCUGGCUCAUCACCCGCCACGACCAGCGUUGCCAGCACUCCUGCCUCUGCCCAGACUGGGUCUGCUAACACCACUACAGCAGCACCUAAUCAACAACUGUUUUACGCCGCCUCUGGUCCAUCCUCCACGACCACCUACACCACCUCUGGGCCAUCGUCCAUGACCACCUAUGCCACGUCUGGUCCAUCCGCCAUGAUGACCUACACCACCUCUGCGCCAUCCUCCACAACCACCUACACCACCUCUGGUCCAUCCUCCACGACCACCUACACCACCUCUGUGCCAUCCUCCACGACCACCUACACCACCUCUGGUCCAUCCUCCACGACCACCUACACCACCUCUGCGCCAUCCUCCACAACCACCUACACCACCUCUGGUGCAUCCUCCACGACCACCUCUGGUCCAUCCUCCAUGACCACCUAUGCCACGUCUGGUCCAUCCGCCAUAAUGGCCUACCCCACCUCUGCGCCAUCCUUCACAAGCACCUACGCCGCCUCUGAUCCAUCCUCCACGACCACCUACACCACCUAUGGUCCAUCCUCCAUGACCACCUACGCCACGUCUGGUCCAUCCGACAUUAUGACCUACGCCACCUCUGCGCCAUCCUCCACAAGCACCUACGCCACCUUUGGUCUAUCCUCCACGACCACCUACACCACCUCUGGUCCAUCCUCCUUGACCACCUACGCCACGUUUGGUCCUUCCGACAUAAUGACCUACGCCACCUCUUCGCCAUCCUCCACAAGCACCUAUGCCGCCUCUGGUCCAUCCUCCACGACCACCUACACCACCUCUGGUCCAUCCUUCACGACCACCUACAUCACGUCUGGUCCAUCUGCCAUGAUGACCUACGCCACCUCUGCUCCAUCCGCCACAACCACGUACGCCUCCGUCCUUCCUCUCCCGACCACCCUCACUGUCUCUGUAGCCACUGCUCCCCCAGCAGUGCAACCAGUCCCUGAGAAACCACUGGCUGUGGAUGAACGCAGUGUACCAGGGAUAGAUAGAGUGGACAACCUUGCAAGCUACUUGGUGGGGCUUAGGAUGGAAUCUGGUCAAACUCUGAGCCACCAGCAGGCCAGUACCAUCAUUGCCCUAUGGCAAAGCCUGCUUCCAUAUGACCAGCAGAGAGUGGCAUAUGCUGCCCGGCACCAGGUGAAUCUUACAACAGGACGCUUCAGGUGCUCAAAAACCAAGCCUGAAUUCACACCUGGUGUGGAUAGCAUGACCCGUUGCGUCCUUGGGUCAACAGGAUCCCCUGCCCAGUGGCCAGACUGUUGCCGCCUGGUAGAGUCUAUCUUUGUUAAACUCUGUGAUAUUCACAGGAGCCCCAAAAAAAUAGGAAAUCAUGCUGUAACAAGAUGGACUCUAAUUCUGAGGGACUACAGCAAGAUCCGGCAGCUGGUCCUGGGCAAUGGGACUGUGAUGGAGAAUACCACCCUGCAAUUGUUUCAGGUGAAUCAAACAACUUUAAAUCAAUGGCACAAGAAGCGGCUAAAGAGGCAAGAAUGUGCCAUCCUGCUUCAGGGUGUGAACUUGCCAGCCCCCAUUCCUAUUGCUGCUAGGCCUCUCCCACCUGGACAGACUCGCCCCACUACAGCCCCCCCACAGCUUGGUCCCCAACACCGCUACCACCUGCCAGCAAGCACAGUGGGAAAGGCAGUGGACAAGCGAAAGUCUGCAGUUCCAGCCCCGCACCCCCCUCCUCCAAAGGUUUUCCGACCAAGGCAGUUGUUCCCUGCUGAUUCUGCUCCAUUACCUGUUGUUCCCAACCCCAGUCCUGCAUUUGCCCCGUUUGUGUUUUUAUGUCCAGUUCCUGUCAUCCGGCAGAUUGCUCCAGCUGGCCCCAUUCCCUCCCCACCACCUGCUCGGAGGCCCUACGUCCGCACUGUGGACAAAAACAAGUGCAGUCUGUGCCACCAGCCCCGGAACAAAGAUACUGGCCACAGCCAGUAUUAUGGCCACAUUUACUGUCCCCUGACUGCUGUUAUGCCACUUGACCAAUGGAGGGAGGAGAUGAAGAAGAAGAGGGCAGAUAAAAAAUAAUAAUUUGUUCAUUUAAAAUGCUAUGUGUGUGUGCUUGCUUGCGUACACCUCUGUUAGGGUCAUUUGUUCACCCUCUGAAAAGCUAAUUUGUUCAUUUGCUUUUCACAUUUGAUCAUUUAACCCAUAUAAAUAAGCUUAAAGCUUUUUUGAUAAAGUUGUGUUUAUGUGAGAGAGAAGGUGUUUGUUAUAAAAAUAAAAAGAACUUUAUUUCUACAACAGUAUC